Molecule: messenger RNA, 6845 nt
Organism: Etheostoma spectabile (orangethroat darter)
Lineage: Eukaryota; Metazoa; Chordata; Actinopteri; Perciformes; Percidae
Gene: sgsm2
Product: small G protein signaling modulator 2
Exons: 24
Coding region: 188-3397 (1069 amino acids)
Biological process (GO): activation of GTPase activity
Molecular function (GO): GTPase activator activity
Source: RefSeq, a predicted model, not a curated record
GUGAGGAAGGCGGAUCCUCUGACGUCACCGUGAAGCUGCCCGGCUGCGUCAGAGUCCGGCUGAGCGAAGGAAGAAGGAAACAAGGAAUAAAAGGGAAAGCGGGUCUGAAGGGCUGGGGAGAGCGGACGGACUGUGUCAGGGAGACAGACCUGUGUCGUGCACACCGCGGACGGACAGACGGACAGACAUGGAGAGCUCCACGGAGGAAGACUACAAAGAGAAAUUAUUAUGGAACGUUAAACGCGAGGUGAAGCAGAUUAUGGAGGAAGCAGUGACUAAGAAAUUUGUCCACGAAGACAGCAGCCACAUCAUUGCUCUGUGCACUGCUAUUGAGGCCUGCCUGAGUCACUUGCUGAAGAGACGGGCAGCUGGUUUUCUCCGCAGCGACAAGAUCGCCGCCCUCUUCACCAAAGUCGGCAAAGUCUACGAUACUGCUGGCGAGGUUUGCCGUAAGGUGCAAGAGCAACUCCAGCAGCAGGGCGAUCUCACCAGGAGAAGCCAGAGUGUGGGCCAUGAACCUCUGAGGAGACAGGGCUCCUCCACAACCAGCCGCCCCCCUCAGCCCCUCUCCGCCCAGGCCAUCAAACACAUCUGGGUCAGAACGGCUCUUUUCGAGAAGGUUCUGGACAAGAUAGUUCAGUACAUUGUGGACAACUCCAGUAAAUACUAUGAGAGGGAAGCUCUGAUGCACGACUUAGUCUUCGGGCCCAUCUUGGCAGUCCUACUGGUUGGGCCCUGUGCUCUAGAAUACACCAAACUGAAGACUUCAGAUCAUUUCUGGACUGACCCUUCAGCCAACGAGCUAGUUCAGCGCCACCGGAUCCACGGGGCCCACCGGGGCCAGGACACAUCGGCCGGCCGCCGGCCUGCUCUGGGGAUCCGCAAGAGGCAGUCCAGUGGCAGCAUGUCAGAUGACAGGUUUGCUGCAUCAGCAAGAGAGUAUGUGGAGUCUCUUCACCAAAACUCCAGAACGCACCUUCUCUACGGCAAAAACAACGUCCUGGUGCAACCGAAGAAGGACAUGGAGGUGUUGCGGGGCUACUUCUCACUCCAUCAAGCGGGCGAUGACCUCACCCUCAAGUGGACACCCAACAAGCUCAUCAACGGCACGCUGGGAGACUGUGACCUGGAGAAGAGUAUCUACUGGGACUAUGCACUGACGGUCCCGCUGCGCCAGAUAGUCUGUAUCCACUGUCACCAACGGCCUGAUUGUGGUGGCACACUGGUUCUGGUUAGUCAGGAUGGAAUCCAGCGGCCGCCUCUCCACUUCCCCCCUGGUGGUCACCUCCUGGCCUUCCUCGCCUGUCUGGAAACAGGCCUUUUACCGCGGGGUCAGCUGGAGCCCCCCCUCUGGUCCCAGAAAGGCAAGGGGAAAGUGUUCCCUAAACUGAAGAAGAGGAGCAGUACUGCCAGGCUCAUCGACCAGGACAGGAACGGUGAGGAGCCUACAGCUGCUGACUACGUGUUUCGCAUCGUCUACCCUGGAUACCGCUACGACGCCACAGUCACUAUAAACUACCACCACACCACGGGCAGCCGCGCUCCGUCGCUGGACGACGACGAGGAAGAGGAAGAUAGGCUCCAUGCUAUGAUCUCAAUGAUCUGCUCGCGGAACCUCACAGACCCUAAUAUCAUGAAAGACCACGGGGAGAUGAUGGAGAUGCAGGGUUUUGGAGGUAGCCCGUCGUCGUGGCAACAGGCCGGAGUACCCACUCUUGAAUCACAGUGCCAGUCUUGCUCCACGGCUGGCAGCAACGUGUCGUUCGACUACCCGGCCGGCUGUACCUGCAUACACAACCCACUAGACAUUCACACAAUUCCUCUUAAGAUGCUCUGCCAGAACAUGAAGAGGCAGAUAGUCUCCAGAGCCUUUUAUGGAUGGCUGGCCUACUGUCGACACCUGUCCACUGUGCGGACUCACCUGUCAGCUCUAGUCAACCACAAUAUCGUCCCUCCAGACAGACCCUGCGAGGCGUCCGGGGGCCUCAGCAAGGAGGUGUGGAGCAAGUACCAGAAAGACUGCAAGAACUAUAAGGAGCUGGAGCUGCUAAGGCUGGUUUAUUAUGGCGGAGUGCAGCAUGACAUAAGGAAGGAGGUCUGGCCUUUCCUGCUGGGGCACUACAAGUUUGGCAUGGGCAAAAAGGACAUGAGCCAGAUUGAUGUAAAGAUCAGUGAGCGUUACCAGCAUGUGAUGCGGGAGUGGAAGGCCUGUGAGGUGAUUGUCAAGCAGAGGGAAAAGGAGAUGCAGUCGGCCAUCUUUGCCAAGCUGUCCUCAGGCAGCAGCAUCGACAGUCACGUCCUGCGACUCGUUCACAGAGACUCCACACUCAGCAAUGAGGUGUUUAUGUCUGUGGAUGAGCCGGAUGCAGGGAGCCAGGAGACCCCCAGUGGAGAGGACUGCACCCCCACCACGACCACCCUGGUUCCCCCUGCAGCCCUCCCCCCAGAGGAGCGACCUCUGGUGGAGUUUGACUCCCCUGACUCGGGUCUCCCUUCCUCCAGAAACUACUCAGUGACCUCUGCUCAUUCCCAGAUCCUGUCCAGCAUAGACGACGGUCAAAGCACAGAGGAGGAAGGGGGGGGCGGGGAGGAGGGCAGGACUUCGGGUGUGCUGGGGCGGCGUCAGGACUCUCUCACUGAGGACAGGCUGUGCAGUCAGCUGGACAAACUAGUGACCAAUGGAGCAGCUGCGGAGACGAUAUCACCUUCACUCUCCUCAUAUACAAUCGAACUGUUGGACACAGUCGCCCUCAACCUCCACAGGAUAGACAAAGAUGUGCAGCGCUGCGACCGCAACUAUUAUUACUUCACCACAGCCAACCUGGAGAAACUCCGCAACAUCAUGUGCAGCUAUGUGUGGGAGCAUUUAGAGAUGGGGUACGUUCAGGGCAUGUGUGACCUGCUCGCGCCGCUCAUGGUCAUCCUGGAUGAUGAGUGCCUGGCGUACAGUUGUUUCACACAGUUAAUGAAGAGGAUGAGUCAGAACUUCCCUAAUGGCGGAGCCAUGGACACACACUUUGCCAACAUGAGGUCACUGAUCCAGAUCCUGGACUCUGAGCUGUUUGAACUGAUGCAGCAGAACGGAGAUUACACUCACUUCUACUUCUGUUACCGCUGGUUCCUGCUGGACUUCAAGAGAGAGCUCUUGUACGAGGAUGUGUUUGCCGUGUGGGAGGUGAUCUGGGUGGCUCCCAGGAUUUCCUCGCAGCACUUUGUCCUCUUCCUGGCCUUGGCCCUGGUCACAGUCUACCGUGAGAUCAUCGUGGACAACAACAUGGACUUCACUGACAUCAUUAAGUUCUUUAAUGAGAUGGCUGAGCGUCAUGAUGUCCAACAUAUCUUGAAAAUAGCACGUGAGCUGGUGCACAAAGUCCAGUCGCUGAUGGACAACAAGUGACUAUAGAGGGAGAGAAGGAGGAGGAAUGGGAGGAUGCAGAGGGUUAGUGUCCGACUACAGGACACCCAGCUCUUCCUCUCAUCCCUCAGAGAAACAGUGGCAGUUCCAGGCCUUCACCUAUCCAGAGCAGGUCCAGGGAGUCCGGGUCUCUUCCCUGCCCAGAUGAAGGCCCUGGAAGUGUGCCAAGAGCGCUGCUGGAGCGGCCUGGCUCCGGAGCUCGGCCUCAAUCUGUUUACAUUUACCUUCACAUGGAAUGCCCAUGGUGUCCGUACAGACAUGUGGAUUUGUCUGCAUGCUUGUGAGUUUGAUCACACUGUGAACAUAUUCUUGAGUCUCCCCAGUCCUAUAGAGGUUGUGUGCGUGCAUGAAAACACACACACACGCACACACACUCCGAAACAACAUUGGUUCUAUCACUACUUCAUUAGUAUCACUCCUUUCCUAACUCUGAACCAAACAUUUUGGACGCUUGUCUGGAAGGCUUCAGCGUUCUUUGUUUGACAGAUUCCUCCAUGCAAUGCCAGUGGAGGCCACAAGAGUACAGGAUUUACACACAACAUUGUCAGAGGAGCCACAAAGUUUUCAUUAGUGACCAAAUGGACUGUGCCAACUACCUUUUCAUGAGUGUUUUCUACAACAAGCAUGUGUGUUUUUACCCCCCCUUUUUUCUUUUUGUCCAAGAGUUAAUUACCACACAAAUGUUGCCUUUAUCAGUAACAGCCCAAGGUACUUAGUUGCACUUUUUGGGAGGAUUUCCUUCAUGGUGCCAGUGAAAGCCUCACCAGAGUUGGUGGGGGCCAGAGGCGCCAUGAGAGGCCAAACUAUUGAGAAACUCUGGAUGGAUUGCAGCCAGUUUUCCUGAGUAUGUUAGUCAGUGGUUACUGCAUGUUUAAUCAUUGUUCCAAGACAGAAGACACAUAGCAUCAGAGCACAACAGUAAAGACAAAAGCACACAGACCUUACUCAUUAUUUUAAUAUAACACAUGUGCAUCUCUAUUUAGUAGUACCAUGGUUUUUGAUCAGGGAUGUAGCUAAAACUAGGAAUGCUGAGGUAAUAUUAAUUUUUAAAGAUAAAUUUGGGAGUAUUUUAGGCCUUUAUUUAUAGGACAGCUGAAGAUCUGAAAAGGAAGAGUGAGAGGGGGAAUGACAUGCAGCAAAGAGCCACAGGUUGGAGUGUGCCGCUGCGUCGAGGAGUAAACCUUUGUGUGUAUGGGCGCACGCUCCACCAGGUGAGCUGCCCUGGCACCCGCUUUGGUAAUGUUUCUGGGAAUUUGGGGUGUUUAAUGACCGGAGGAUAAAUUAACAUUCUAUGAUUAAACUCAUGUAUUAGAACAUGCCAGGUUAAGGCUGAUUUUUUAAUUAAUAAUAUCUUAAAAGUAACUGUUUUAAAGGGAUUUAGUAUUAUCCAACAGAUUUUAGACUAGAUUAGAGGAAAUGCAAUUUUACAACUUAUAAACGUGAUUUUAAAGAAAUGCAAUUUUCUUUCCGUCUCUCAAAAAGUUUUAAAUUUUGAAGAGUUUGUAAAGAGAUGAAUUGAGUUGCACUGAAUUUGUUUAAUAAGUUGAGCAGGCCUAUUAUAAAAAUUGUGGCUGGUACGAAGUAGACACAAUCAGCUGAGAGAAAGAAUGUAUAAGAAAGUGAAAAAUGAAAUGUGAUUAAGAAACCCCUUUGAGAAUGGAAAGAGUAAGUAACACGUAUUGAGUAUAUUUACAUGUAUCUAAAUGUGGAUAUUCCCUAACCAGAAGAAUACGACUGGUAUUAUUCUAGUUUUGUUUUGUUAUUGUCAACAAAUCCAAUGAAAAGACCUUUUCUCUGUGGCCUCAGCCUCAUGCCCAUUGGUUCAUACGAAAACAUAAACAAACAUAAAAACACAUUGGUUUUUUUAAAGGCUAAGUGAUUUACUAAAACAACUGGCCCUUUUAAUUUUUAAGCAAGCUUUUUACAAACAAGAGUAAAGGGUGAAUUUGUUGGGGACUAUUUUCAGUGGUGGAUUAAUGUGCAUUUGAUGCUGUUCUUAGUAUUACAGCAGCAGGUUUUCCCCUGGUUUUACAAUUAUUCUUUCUGAUAUUCUUUCAUAUUGGUUAGAUAAUGUGGCAACACUAGAGUAAUUUCUCUUAAAUGAACCUUAAUUAGUAACUUAAAAGGUGGAAAAUAUCAAUCCUACAGGAAUAAGAUAUAAGGCUACACACAACACUUGUUAGUAGGACACAUUUAUUGUUGGUUUUGGGCUUUUCAUGGGAUUUGUUGACAAUAGAAAAAAAGAAAUAUUACCAGCCUUGUGCUUUACAUUAAUCCAUGUCUUUUUUUGGAACUAGAGACAGACAUGCUCACUGGUCUAUAGCACCAUGAAGACUUCUUAUUGCAUUCAGCACUAUACUGUCAGGAAAGGUGGUUGCAAUUGUCCAUGUGGAACCUCAUUCUCCUCCUGCCUAAAGUCCAGCGUCUGAAAAUAAAAGAUGCUUGGACUGGGUUGGUCUAAAUAACAAAUCUGUGGUCUGAGAAGAAGCCAAUUCCAAUGUCAAACGUUCUCUAGUGUUCAGUGAAUCAGUAUUAGGUUGGUGCUGGCUUCGCAGUAACAGCACAGAGUAUAAUCAUGUUUGUAUCUGAGAGGAUUCGGGACAUUUUUGAUACAGUUUCCAAUACCCCUCAUCAGUGUGACCCUUUAUGUCCACACUCGUCUCCUCAAAACGUCCAACCGAGCUGCAUAUGAUUGGUCAUCCAGCACGGCCCGCACCUAUGAUUCAAGUGCCAAGAGUCUUCCCCAAUCCUGAAGUGUACUGUAGUCACCCAGCUCUCUGAUGUACAAGUUUUAUCCCAGGAACGGGCGGUGGCGUAGAUGUACCUUGUUACAUCCGCUCCACUCAACCACCCUGCCGCAAUGGCGACGGGCUUGGGUCGCCGGGGUACAGGGGCCCGUAGCAGAGCUUUUUCUUCCAAUCAGGACAUUGUGUACCAAAGCCUUGAAACAGCCCCCUCUGUGGCAUGACGACAACGUGCAAUUUCAUACUGCAUCUUAAAGACUGACUGUUUACUAUGUGUGUAAAAUAUUUUUGAAAAUGGUGAUCUUGGAUUAUUUAACUACUGUGCAAUUUCUGUCGUUUGAGAAAAUCCUUCAAAGUCUAUAUUGCUGUUAAUACGAACCGAAAGCCCAAUAUUUCUAUGAAGACAGUAAAAACAUAUAUAUAUAUAACUUAUUUUGAGAUCUAUUUUUUAUGUUGUUUUAGCAGCACUAGUUGGAGGUGUAUACUGUGCAGAAAGGCAGAAUGUUUGCAGACUGUGUUACACGUUGACUGUUAAGUGUUUUUUCCUCAAUGUCGUGCACUGACUUCAAGAUUUCAAAUUUCUAUUUAUUUAAAGAGCCAAUGGUUGCAUUGCUGAAUAUGUAUUGGUAAGGAUGUAUCAUUUGCCUUGAAUGUAAUGUAUUAUUAAAUAAGAGUUUGUUCUGUAA